CUCGCCAAAUAGCUGAGGAUUCGCUUGAUCACGCCGGAUAAGCCUGGCAUAGGGGAACAGAGCCGGUUGACAUUGACUGCAAGGUGAAGACAUGGUUGGACAUCUUCCAAAGCCCUGGUGCAACACCUCCAUCUCAAGCAUGUUUCCUUUCUCGGUCACAGUUCCUUGCCCGCAAUGAUAUCAACCCCUAAUCUUGGACCGAGCACCGCCCGUCCAGGGGUAAAGAUGGACACGGACCCCCUGACCAAGGCCAUCGACGAAAAGAUCAUGGAGUAUGCCCUGUUGAAGAACAUCGGGGGCAUUAGUCAGGAGGCGCUAUUCUGUCUGAAGCGGGCAGGAAAGGGAGUCUGGGGAUCGUGGAGUGAGUACGAAGAGUACAUCUCACUGCUCAGGCGGCGGGAGACGCAAGGGACGCACUGUGACGUUGGUAAGAUCGAGAUGGACAUGUUCUUCGCGGAGCAGGAUAAUUCUUCUGACGUGCGCGACUCACAGUGGUUUGAUCGGCUGUGGAAUAAUGAGGCGGACGGCUGGAUACAGUACGGCAGCUUGACUGUGCCGGUGACGACACAUGAGACAAUCACCAGGGUUGAGUCGGGCGCUUUAGAGAGUGUGUUCUCCAAAGCGGCCAAUCUUGAACCGUGCAGGAGUUGAGGCCAUGAUUACUCUCCUCUUUAACGUCUCAGGAAACCUUCGGACGGGUCAAAUCAAAGUUGCAUAGGUUUUGUUAUUUGGGACGAAAACUGAGAGAUACGCCCGGCCAAGCUCUCACCGACUUUCUCCUUUCCAGCUACCACCCACUUCCUC
Molecule: messenger RNA, 804 nt
Organism: Parathielavia appendiculata
Lineage: Eukaryota; Fungi; Ascomycota; Sordariomycetes; Sordariales; Chaetomiaceae
Exons: 2
Coding region: 175-651 (158 amino acids)
Source: RefSeq, a predicted model, not a curated record